Mus musculus (house mouse) is the source of this 1286-nucleotide messenger RNA. RefSeq names its product predicted gene, 51776. NCBI's taxonomy places the organism in Eukaryota, Metazoa, Chordata, Mammalia, Rodentia, Muridae. The annotation marks the transcript as partial. The transcript has a single exon. The record is from RefSeq and is a predicted model, not a curated record.
UGUAAUCACUGUGGUAAAGCCUUUCCAAGUCGCAGUGCUCUUCAAAUUCACCAAAGAACUCAUACUGGAGAGAAACCCUUUGAUUGCAGUGAAUGUGGUAAAGCAUUUGCACGUCACAGUAAUCUUGAUAUACACAAAAGAACUCAUACCGGAGAGAAACCCUAUGAUUGCAAUGAAUGUGGUAAGGCCUUUUCAACUCGCAGUCAUCUUCAAAUACAUGAAAUAAUUCAUACUGGUGAGAAACCCUAUGUAUGUAAUCAGUGUGGUAAAGCCUUUGCAUAUCGCAGCAAUCUUGAAGCACAUGAGAAAACACACACUGGAGAGAAACCCUAUGAGUGUAAUCAGUGUGGCAAUGUCUAUGCAAGUCGUAGUAGUCUUCGAAAUCAUGAAAAACAUCAUACUGGAGAAAAACUCUAUGGAUGUAAUCAAUGUGGUAAAGCCUUUGCACGUCGUAGUAGUCUUGAAAUACAUGAAAGAACUCACACCGGAGAGAAACCUUAUGUAUGUAAUCAGUGCUGUAAAGCUUUUGCACGUCGCAGUAGUCUUCAAAUACAUGAAAGAAGUCACACUGGAGAGAAACCCUAUGAAUGUAAUCAGUGUGGUAAAGCCUUUGCAAGUCGUACUAGUCUUCAAAAUCAUGAAAAACAUCAUACUGGAGAGAAACCAUAUGGCUGUAACCAAUGUGAUAAAGCUUUUGAAUUAAAGUGUGAUCUUCAAAUUCAUGAAAGAAUUCACACUGGAGAGAAACCGUAUGUAUGUAAUCAAUGUGGUAAAGCCUUUGUAAGUCGUCGUUAUCUUCGAAAUCAUGAAAAACAUCACACUCUUGAGAAACUCUAUGAUUGUAGUCAAUGUGGUAAAUCCUUUGCAAUUUUCAGAUAUCUUCAAAAACACAAAAAAACUCAUACUGGAGAGAAACCAUAUAAAUGUACUCAUUGUGGUAAAGCCUUUGCAUAUCGCAGUAAUCUUUAUAGACAUGAAAGAAGUCAUACUGGAGAGAAACUGUAUGAAUGUAAUGAAUGUGGUAAAGCCUUUGCAUAUCAUACUAGUCUUCAUAAUCACAAAAAAUGUCAUAUUGGAGAGAAUCCUUACGAAUGUAAUUGAUGCAGGAAGUUUUGGCACAUCAGCUCAUUAAAGAACUUAUACUGGAGAGAAACCCUAUGAAUGUAAUCAGUGGGAUAAUGCCUCUGCAUCUUAUAGUCUUCUUCAAAGGCAUGAAAGAAGCCCUACUGGAGAGAAACACUAUGAAUCUAAUAAGUGCAGUAAACCCUUGCACACCAAGCAUAUUU